UCGCUACCCCCACCCCCACCCCCACCCCACCACCAUGCAAUCACCAUAGCUUUCUUUUCUUAUGUACAAAAAAACCAACAUUAUCUCUCUCCCAUAUUACACACCAUGUCUCCUUUCCCCUUCCCCUUCUUCAUCAUCAUCAUCUUCUUUUUUCUCCCUUCUUCCACUUCCACUCACUACCCUUACAAUUACUCCUUACAUAUAGAUUGUGGCUCACUUUCAAAUUCAACUGAUAUCUUCAACACUACAUGGUUAUCCGACCGUUACUUUACUAACGGCGUUACUUCCGUUGUAUCUGAACCACUUAACUUCAAACACUCACAAGAAAAAAACCUCCGUUAUUUCCCCAUUUCUUCCGGUAAAAAAAACUGUUACGUAAUCCCUAAUUUACCCUCAGGACGUUAUAACCUCCGUACAUUUACUGUUUACGAUAAUUACGACGGUAAAUCACAUUCACCGUCAUUUGAUGUUUCCGUUGAGGGUAAUAUCGUCUUUCAAUGGAGAUCACCUUGGGAUGAAAGUAUCUCACGCGCUGGCGCGUACUCUGAUCUGUUUUUUACUGUGGAUGAUGACGUGGCUGAUGUUUGUUUUUACAGUAUUGCUACUGAUUCACCGGUUAUUGCUUCAUUACAAAUUACUCAAAUUGAUCCGAGUUCUUAUUUAGUUAAUGAUACUUCAAUUUUAGUUAAUUAUGGUAGGUUUUCAUCCGGGUCGGGUCAAUGGGGACCCGGGUUUACUAAUGAUGCGGAUCGGUUUGCCCGGUCGUGGCAAGCGGAUAAGGAAUUUAGGGUUUCGGGGAAGGUAAAUGGAGCUAAGAUUAAAUCAAUUACUGCAAUUAAAAAUGUGGUAAAUGUAGAUAAAGAGCCUAAUUAUUUCCCUAUGAAAUUGUAUCAAAGUGCAGUUACUGUAAUUGGUGAAGGGGGUGAAUAUUUGGAGUAUAUUUUACCCGUCGACGCGAAAUUGGAUUAUUUGUUAUGGUUUCAUUUUGCUGAGAUUGAUGUUAGUGUGAAUAAAGAAGGUAAAAGGGUGUUUGAUGUUAUGGUAAAUGGUGAAAAUGUGAGUAGAGUUGAUAUUUUUAAGGAAGUUGGGAGUUUUGCAGCUUAUGAUUUUAAGUAUGUUGUUAAGAAUUUGAGUAGUACUGAGUUGAAUGUAAGGCUCGAGCCGGUUGUUGGUGCACCCGUGAUUUGUGGGCUCGAGAAUUAUGCGAUUAUUCCAGCUGAUCUCAAGACUCUACCUCAACAAGUUGUUGCUAUGAAAGCAUUGAAGGAGUCGCUUAGAGUUCCGGAUAGAAUGGGAUGGAAUGGUGACCCUUGUGCUCCUACUACUUGGGAUGCUUGGGAAGGUGUUACAUGUCAUUCCAAUAAGAACGGAUCGCUUGUGAUCUCCCAAAUAGAUCUUGGAAGCCAAGGCUUAAAGGGAUAUAUCAGCGACCAAAUUGGGCUCUUGUCUAAUUUGGUAAGCUUGAACUUAAGUUCUAAUUCAUUGGGAGGUUCUUUACCGUGGGGAUUGGGUCAGAAGUCCCUCGUGAAACUGGAUUUGUCAAAUAACAAGUUUACUGGACCCCUACCAGAUAGUCUAGCUUCUUCCACCUUGCAGAUUAUGUUUUUGAAUGGUAAUGAACUAGAAGGUAAAGUGCCAGAGGAACUUCUCUCCAUUGGGGUCCAUGGUGGAGCUAUUGACCUCUCUGGUAAUAAAGGGUUGUGUGGUGGACCUACUUUGCCGGAUUGUCCGCUAUUUUGGAGUAAAAAUGGUCUCUCUACCGCUGGUAAAGUUGCAAUUGGAAUAUCAUGUCUAGUAUUUACUUCCGUGGUAUUGUUGGUGGCAUACAUUUGCUACAAGAAGAGGCAGAAUGAUUAUGACUUUGCUCUGCCACACGAGAUGAUGUCAUUAGCUGCAAAGAGGAAUAGGUACCACCGGCAAAAAUCGCUGAUGACUCUAGAAAUGGAGAGCCAACAUGCCAAAGGAUUUAUACCAACAUACAAUGCAACAUGACAUAGCUUGUACUUGUGGAAAGUGAAUGUGAAUUUUGAUGGAGUUCCACUUGCCAAAUAGAGACAUAUAGAGGACCUUGAGAUUGUGCAAAAUACAAGGUGCUGAGGAAAAGGAGUUUAGAAAUGGGCACCAGUGCCUUAAAUUGAUGUUGACUAAACGAGUUGUGUUGUGUCCCUAAAGGGGUCUGUAGAAUUCAGAUUUGUUUUUGUAGAGUUCAAUGUAUGCCAAUUUGUUAAUGAAAAUCCACCAAACAGAUAAGGCAAAUGCCUCCAUUGUAUCAUACCCAAUUUUGGGCAUUUGACAAACAUAUUUGAUUAUGACUCUGAAACUUGUAAUGCACAUAGAGAUAGAGACCUUUUCCUUGUUUGAUUACAUAAUUGACAUUAUUGUGUACUGAUAUUGACCUUACAAUACUUAUUUAUAGAUCAAUGUUUGACUCGUAAAA
Molecule: messenger RNA, 2437 nt
Organism: Lycium barbarum (goji berry)
Lineage: Eukaryota; Viridiplantae; Streptophyta; Magnoliopsida; Solanales; Solanaceae
Product: receptor-like protein 4
Exons: 9
Coding region: 106-1992 (628 amino acids)
Molecular function (GO): protein binding
Source: RefSeq, a predicted model, not a curated record